This is a messenger RNA of Frankliniella occidentalis (western flower thrips), 6906 nucleotides long. RefSeq names its product phosphatidylinositol 4-kinase alpha (gene Pi4KIIIalpha). Gene Ontology annotation, biological process: phosphatidylinositol phosphate biosynthetic process; phosphatidylinositol-mediated signaling. Gene Ontology annotation, cellular component: cytoplasm; plasma membrane. Lineage: Eukaryota; Metazoa; Arthropoda; Insecta; Thysanoptera; Thripidae. Gene Ontology annotation, molecular function: 1-phosphatidylinositol 4-kinase activity. The coding region runs from base 218 to 6475 and encodes 2085 amino acids. The record is from RefSeq and is a predicted model, not a curated record. The transcript is spliced from 32 exons.
AGGGGUGGAGGAGGGGUGGAGGGGGAAGGUGACGUCUGCUAGCAUGGGUGUCAGUCGAUAAUCACAGAAAGCUUUAACAUGAUUGAAUACGAAUUCUCUGAUUUACAUAUCCUGUCAUGCCCAUUCGAAAGUAACAUAAUUUUAUUGAUGGGUUAUUGAUAGCAAUUACAUUUUCUCCUCAGCGUUUACACUUAAUUCGCGCUUAACACACCCCAAGAUGACUGUGGAUGAGAAGCUGUUUUUCAGAAAAACAGUUCAACACUUGGCCCGUUGUUUAGCAGCAGUAAACAAAGCACCAUGGCAAAAGGUCAACAUUUUGUAUCAAUUGUGCCCCCAAGAAGACGAGCGAGGUGUCUUCCGAAUGGAUCAGAGGGCUCAAGAAGCUGUUAUAGCUCUGGGCAUCUAUCUCCUCGAAUCAAAGCUCUAUCAUCAGGAACGGAUUUUACCAUACCUUCUCCGCCUCCUUGGUGGUUUGCCAAAAGCUGAAUGGCCUGAUGAAGUUCGCACCUGCCACAAUGAGAGAGUCCCAGUGUCUGAACGAUUUAGUUUUUGCUUGAACACACUCCUAACUGAUGUGGCUACAAAAUGUGAGAGUUCCCGCGGUAAAAUAAUUGCUGCCCAGGUUCAACUUCUUCAUGCACUGGUAAACCAGUGCAUCACAUGGAAAGGAAAGAGUGAUUCAUCAGUCAGCAGCUCCAAAUUUAUUCUCUGUCAGUCAACAGUACCCGCACUUAUUGGUCUUGCAAGGUCAAUGGGAAGGUUUUGCACAAAUGAUCCACCUCUCUUAUGUCGCCUCUUCCCUCGUCCCACUCCACCUACAAACACUAGCAAUAUGUCUAAUUCAGAGAGUUGUAAAGCAGAUAAGAAAAGGAGUUUCUCUAACUUCAGGUCCAUUAUUCCUCGGUCACUUUCUGGAAGUUUCAACCCACAUGCUGUUGAUGCGCUCAACAUGGAUUCUUCAGAAAUCAGCUCAACUGCAGGUGUGAAACGAGCAUCCGUGCAAAGUCAGCAAUCUGUUCCUUAUGAUCCAACUACCUUCUUCUUUUGCAAAUUUGGUUCAAGCUUUAACCAAUUUCCCAACAUGAGGUUCUCAGAAUCACCAGAGAAGAGAGCCCAGCUUCAGUUUUCACUUGAUCAUUUGAAAACAAUAUUGCAGCUUGCUAAAAAGUUGUUGACAAAGGAAAUGUUGUCAUAUCUUGAUUCUGAAGCUGCAGGGAUGUAUGAAUGUGGCUUGCUUCAUAUAUUUCCCUACAGAUCUUUUAGCGAAACUCUAAAUUUGGUCAUGGUCACAUUACUUCGCGAACUUCUACAGCACCAGAAAGAUUUACCAUCCCCAUUUACAAGAGAUGUUCAAGAGUUUGUGAAAGGUUUGUUCUUGUCUGGUCAGACAGAACUGCAGGGUCGCAAUCAUGAUGCUAGUGAGAGAGAGGAUCGCGAAACCAAUUUUUCAACUGUUAACAAAUUUAAAGUGAAUGUAAUGGCGAAUUCAGCUUGUGUUGAUCUGUUAGUCUGGGCAAUUGGUGAUGAAACUGGAGCAGAUAGUUUGUGUGGUCGCCUAACAGAGAAAAUAAAUUCUAAUCAUGGGCAUAAAUUGGUUUUAGCUCAUAUGCCUUUACUUAUGGUUUGUUUGGAGGGACUUGGUAAAUUAGCCCAGAAAUUUCCUAAUAUUGCCAGUACAUCAAUUAUGGCAUUGCGUGACUUUUUGGUGAAGCCAUCUCCUAUUAUUACAAAGCUGUAUCAACAAUCAGCUGGAAAUACUGUGGCCCGUAAAAAUCAACCUUACAAAGUUAUGAUUCAAGGAAAAGAAUUGGAUGGUAUUGGUGAUGCACGUACUGUGAGCUCUACUCAAGCAGCAUUUGAAAAACUAAGAGAUGCAGCUAUAGAAAAUCUAUGUAUUGCACUUGAAGCAUCUCAUGUGAAUGAUGCAGACACUGUUCGUGCCUUGGUUGCUUCUCUGUCAAACAGACUUUUUACAGCUGAGAAUUCUGAGAGCGAGUCCUCUUUGAUCUCAACAAAUAUUGUCAUAAUGCUGGGACAUGUUGCGGUAGCUCUAAAAGACACUCCAAAAACAACCGAUACAAUUCUCCAGUUUUUUCAAGAGAGGUUCUGCCGUGUACCAUCUCCCUUAGAUAUUCUUAUUGUUGAUCAGCUUGGCUGUAUGAGCAUAUCCAAACCUCAAGUUUAUGAAAAGAUAUUGCCAAUGUUUAAAGAGAUCACCGUUGAAGCCAGCUCAGCAGCUUAUAUGGAUGGCAAAAACAACCAGUACAGGCAUGUAUCUGGUGCUGUCGUAAAUGCAUUAGCAAAUAUUGCAGCUAAUCUUCAAGGAGAGGCCAACAUGAAUGAGCUCCUUGUAAAGCUUUUGGAACUGUUUGUACAGCUGGGACUGGAAGGCAAACGUGCCAGUGAGAAAGCUCCUGCUGCUCUUAAGGCAUCAGCCAGUGCGGGAAAUCUUGGUGUGCUGAUUCCUGUCAUUGCUGUGUUAGUUCGUCGCCUCCCUCCCAUUCGCCAGCCAAAAGCACGCCUUCACAAACUUUUCAGAGAUUUUUGGCUGUACUGUGUUGUAAUGGGCUUUACUGCAGUGGACUCAGGACUCUGGCCUCCCGAGUGGUACGACGGGGUGAAAGAGAUUGCAGUGAAAUCUCCAUACUUGGUGUCUCAGUCCUCGAGCAGAUCAGACAUGCGGGAGCUGCAAUACACCUCAGCAGUACGAAAUGAUAGUGUUUCUCCCACUGAGCUCCAGGAAUUAAAGUCAAACAUUUUGUCUUUGUUAGAGCACCCCACUGAAGUUACUGCUUAUGUGAAUAAGCUGACUUUUGCACAGAGCACAUACUUACUGUCAGUAUAUUGGCUGGAAACAAUGCGAGUGCAGACAUCAAAUGAACCAAGCCUUCAGCCUAUCUAUGAAUAUUUGAGUGAUGCUGGUCUUCAGAAAGAUAAAUCAGGAAUCUGGCAAUGUAUUUGCAGUGUUGGUGACAGAGUAUUCUCCUCUUUUCUAGAAGUUAUGUCAAAUAAGCCAAAAGAUGAGAACCGUGAAAGAGAACUUGAAAAUCAUGCACAGUUUCUUCUCAUUAAUUUUAAUCAUGUUCAUAAACAAAUUCGACGUGUUGCUGAUAAACAUUUGUCUGGUUUGGUAGACAAGUUUCCUCAUUUGCUUUGGAACUGCAGAGUUCUCUGGAGUAUGUUGGAUAUUCUGCAAGUGCUGAGUUACUCUCUGGAGCUUGAUCCUAACGAAGAGACUCCCACUCUGUCAGUACCUGGAACACCCUACUCUCUUCCCCUUAUGGAGACCCUAGAAGCCCGUGAACAGAUUGUAAAAGACUUUGCUGAAAGAUGUCAAGGAAUAGCAGAAGUUGCUAUGAAGUGGGCUCCACAACAGACGCGAAGUCACCUGCAGGAUUACCUUAAUCAAGUUCCCUCAUCAGGAAUGUGGCAUCAUUCAGGAUUAGCUCUUGCUGCCGAGAGUGUUCUAAAAUAUACAGGGCUCAACAUUCAGUCAGCUCCUCUUGGUUCAGGUACCUUGAACAAACGUCCGCGGUGUGUAACAGCUGAUUCGGCUCGAGUUAUGUCUUCAUUAUCACUACGCAGUAGAUAUGCAGGCGAGGUAGCUGGCCUUAUGACUGCUGGUCCUCAUGUUGAUCGCAAUGCUUUAAUUGAAGAUCUCAUAGAAAAUGUGUGGAAAUCAUGCCGCAGCCAAAACAGUCAAGAUCAUCGUAGUGCACUGUGGAGAACAACAGCUAUGUUGGUUUCAACUCCUGGUUUGUGUCGAAAGUUAUUGCAUGUUGUGGCCUGGUCUCAAGUUGGCCUCUUUACUGAUGUUACAAUGACCACUGCUGUGGAAUGCUGGCGGUGGCUGUUAACAUCUAGACCAGAUUUGGAAUUACGUUUUUUACAAGAAAUGUUAGCUGCAUGGCAGUGCACUAUUGACAAGAAACUUGGACUAUUUUCAGUCGAGGAGGAAGAGGUGAGCCCUUUAGCGGCUCAUGAAGGUUCCAAUCUGGGGCCUAAACCACCUUUUGUGAAGCCUCAUAAUAUUUGGGUGCAGUUUCUAUCAGAACUUGUUGAAACAGCAAAAUACAACAGUCAAGAGAAGGUCGAAAUGUUGGCCUCAUUACUGCAUCGAUCCUUGCCAAUGACUGUUGGUAAUCAUGAAAACCACAUAAAUAGGCAUGUAGCAGCUGUGGGAGUUCGUUUCAGAUUACUUCUGUGUGGACUAUCUCUGCUUCAGGGUGACAUUCUUCCCAAAUCACUGAGCAAAAAUGUUCUCAGAGAACGUAUUUACUGCUGCUGCUUAGAUUACUUUUGUUGCUUACCUCGUUGCCCUCAAAAUGGCCCUGAUCUUCGAGAAGAUAUUUUGGUUCUCAUCCGUUUUUGGGAAAAUAUGCGUUCUGAUAAAAAGUAUUGGAAGUCAAGUGUUGUUGGAGACUUGGAUUUGUAUGGACCUCAUCAGUCCUUACGCCAGACUGUAGAAAUGCGAACUUCAAGUGGAGGAUUUGUUGGUGAAUUAGGACCUACACCAUCUCGAGGUUGGAUUAACACUGUUCCCCUCUCAUCAUCCCAGAACACUUUGAGCAAACGAUCCUCAACAGCCAGGUCUAAACGGCCAGUAAACGCAGAUGUAUAUGUUAAAGAAUAUACAAAGAAAAGAAAUCUUAUUCUUGAACUACUGGCUGUGGAAAUUGAAUUCCUUUUAAUCUGGCAUAAUCCAAGCAGUCGCCCUGAACUCCAAAUCCCUGGAGAGGAUAAUAUUGCUGCACGCCGUGCAAAAACAGUGGCUGAUAGGACUUGGAGGGAUAAUGCUCGCCUUGCUUGGGAUAUAAGUCCCGAGCUUGCAGUUUUCUUACCUGUGAGACUGAAAAACACUGAAAGCAUAAUUGAUGAGGUUUCCCGUCAUAUUCGCCUUAAUCCUAUUGUUGUCUCAAAAGUUCCUCAUUCCAUUCAAUACCUUGUCACAUCUGAUAACUUAUUGAAUGACAUACCAGAGCUUGUUUACAUGUUGUCAUGGGCUAGAGUGACCCCUGUGCAAGCUUUAGCAUACUUCUCCAGACAAUAUCCACCUCAUCCUAUUACAGCUCAGUAUGCUGUUAGGGUUCUGAAGAGUUAUCCACCUGAUGCUGUCUUGUUUUACAUUCCUCAACUAGUUCAAGCAGUAAGGCAUGAUACGAUGGGAUAUGUUAUUGAGUUCAUAAAGUAUAUUGCAAAGAAGUCCCAAGUUGUUGGUCAUCAACUUAUCUGGAAUAUGCUCACAAACAUGUACACUGAUGAGGAAAUGCAGUGUAAAGAUCCUAUACUGUUUGAUACAUUGGAAGGAAUCAUUAAUAGCAUUGUUGAAACACUGUCUGGACCCGCAAAACAAUUUUAUGAAAGGGAGUUUGAUUUCUUCUCAAAAAUAACUGAUAUCUCUGGCCAAAUUCGGCCCUAUCCAAAGGGAGCAGAAAGAAAACGUGCAUGCCUUGAAGCCUUAGAAAAAAUAAAAGUCCAAGCUGGUUGCUAUCUUCCCUCUAAUCCUGAAGCAAUGGUUCUUGAUAUUGAUUAUAAAAGUGGCACGCCUAUGCAAAGUGCUGCUAAGGCUCCUUAUCUAGCAAGAUUCAGAGUGCGACGAUGUGGAAUUAAACAAUUGGAGUCCCUUGCCAUGGCUGUAUCUGAGAAAGAGGAUGAAGGUAGCAAAGAAUUGAAUGUUGGGACUGGUGUAGAAAUGUGGCAGGCUGCAAUCUUCAAGGUUGGUGAUGAUGUACGACAGGAUAUGUUGGCUCUACAGGUUAUUGGAAUAUUCAAAAAUGUGUUCCAACAAGUUGGAUUGGAUCUUUAUUUGUUCCCGUAUCGAGUUGUUGCUACUGCCCCGGGCUGUGGCGUAAUUGAAUGUGUGCCAAAUGCCAAAUCUAGGGAUCAGUUAGGCCGCCAAACAGAUUUUGGAAUGUAUGAGUAUUUUAUUAAGAAAUAUGGGGAUGAAAACACAAGCGAAUUUUUGAAUGCUCGUCGCAAUUUUAUCAAGUCAAUGGCAGCUUACAGUGUUAUAGGUUUCUUACUUCAAAUAAAAGAUAGGCACAAUGGAAACAUUAUGCUUGACACAGACGGUCAUAUAAUUCAUAUUGACUUUGGCUUCAUGUUUGAAAGCUCUCCUGGAGGAAAUAUUGGAUUUGAGCCUGACAUAAAGCUAACAGAUGAAAUGGUUAUGGUGAUGGGUGGCAAAAUGGAAGCUGCUCCCUUCAGAUGGUUUAUGGAACUCUGUGUUCAGGCAUACCUUGCAGUCAGGCCAUAUCAAGAAGCAAUAAUAUCUUUAGUCUGCCUCAUGUCAGAGACAGGCCUUCCUUGUUUCCGCGGACAGACUCUGAAGCUUUUAAGGGGUAGAUUUGCUCAUCAAGCAACAGACAAAGAGGCUGCUGCAUACAUGCUCUCUGUCAUCAAAAAUUCAUUCCUUAAUUUUAGAACUCGUACUUAUGAUAUGAUUCAGUACUAUCAAAACCAAAUUCCAUAUUAACUCUGUUCCAGUAGUGUGUGCAUUUGUUAAAAACAUGUCACUUCUUUAGAGCAUGUAAGAGAUUUUCAUGGUCUGUAAUCAUUUUACAAUCACUGUUUCUACAAACAAAAUUGAUUAUUGUUGAUUAUGCUUCCCUAGUGUGUAAUAUUCAACAUAAUGUUGGCAUAUUGUAAAUUGCCAAAGAAUUUAAUAAGCCAUAGCAUUUUACAAAUCAAAGUUAACUCAUUCAAUAGUAUUUUGCUCAUGCAAAUUUAGAAGAUGUAGGUAAUUGUAGGACUGCUUAAGAGCAUUUGUUAUUUUGGUUGUGGUGGGGAAGGAUCAGAAAUAUUUCAUCUGCCCUUUUUAGUUGUACCUGACAUUGUUGUUUUCCCUUUACAUUAUUUGAAAUGAAAAUGUAUUAAAAAAAAUAAAAUGUGAUAAAAAGUUUUAAA